AAGAUGGCACUGAAUUGUGACCUUAAGGUCUUGGUUACCAGUUGACUUUAUUUAUAUAACGUAGGCCAAACACUAACGUUAGUCGGAUAUUGAGAGAAUAUUUUGUUAAUUUAGCAGUGAAUUUACAGUUUGAUGUGUAUUUGUAGGAGAUAUGGAUAACUCUGUAAUUGCAAAAAGUGGAUGGCUGUUGAGACAAACAACUAUUCUUAAAAAAUGGAAGUGGAGUUGGGUUGAGCUGUAUCGUGAUGGGCAGCUAAAGUACUAUGAAAAUGAGCAUAGUCCUAAUGCUGAGGAUAUUAUUCUCAUGACUACUGAUUGUUUAGCUAUAAAAACAGGCUCACAGGUUGAAGGUGUACAACCACCUGAAGGACGAGGUAUUCAAUAUCUAUUUUCUGUUGUGGCAUCCUCUGGAAAGACAUGGAUUUUCUGUGGUGAAUCACUUGAUGAUAUGAGGGCCUGGCAGCUAGCUUUGGAACAAGCACGGUUGUUUGGUAUUCAACCAAGAACUUGUGGACAGCCACCUCCUUAUUUACCGUACUCCCCUGGUUACCUUCCUGCAUACACUGGAGACAGUUCUCUGACUUAUGUUCAACCAUACCCUUACCCUCAGACACCAUAUUAUCCUUACCUUUCUGCAUAUGGAUCACCACAAGUCCAGAACCCACUUGUGUAUCAGCCUCAGCGUUAUUAUCGCCCUGAUGGGACAGAUAUGGCUAUGGGUAUGUUAGCUGGUACAGCUCUUGGCACUAUGAUGUGGGGACCUGUUUUAUGGUGGUAAAGCUUCUUUCAGCUGAACUUCUGUUCCUGUUCAUGGGUUUUACACAGAAGCACUGAGGUAUCUUAUCCUCUUGACUAAAGUUCUCAGCAGUUGUACAGAAUAUAUAUCUAUAGGCACCUGCCUCAAGAGAAACUGGAUUUCUUAAUUUUAUCUUUUGUAUAAAAAUGGUCAAAGCUCACUGUGUUCUGAGUUGUUUUUUGUUGUUUUUUUUUGUUUAGAAGGAGGUUAAACUGAAGCAUAUUUGCUGUAACCUUUUAGUCAGUCUCGUACAGUAUAUUCUUAAAUUAUGUGUCUAGCUUUCUUAGGUGGGAUAUAGUAUAUUUCAGUAUAAAGUGAAAUAUAAAUUACUGUAAAGAAUAAACAAAAUGACUAUAAAUGCCUUUUUAAAAACUAAAAAAAUGUUUUGUACAUGACGUAGUAAAUGAUCAACUUUAUUUAGAAGGUCUUACUGAUUAUUUCUUUAAAUUUUAUUUGUAAAGUACUUAAGUAACUUUGUGUACAUUUAUUAGCAAUUCUUUGAGACUGUUACAUUUUACUCCAAAGUAUCCUUUACAUGAAUAAAAUGUAAAAGAAGUGUAAUGAAAGAGCUUGAAAGAAGUAUAGUACUUGUCCUUUAUAUUAGUAUGUGAUAAUAACUAGUACUGUUAUUUAAUCUAAAAUUAUGUAACUAGUUUUGUUUCAAAACAUUAUCUCAGUUUAAGAAAUAAAAUGAUAUUUUUAACUAGCGUAGGCUUCCCAGUGAAACCUAUAAAAACCUUUACAAGUUUAUAAAUUCAAAGAUAAAAAUUUUAUUUGUAACUAACAGUACUUUAAAAUAGAAAUAUGUGGAAAUAUAACAAUUUUUCAGAAUUUGUGAUGUUUGGGGGGAAUAAUUCAGACUUGCUUGGUAAAAUCUGACAUCUAACGUAAAGUAAUGUAUUUCUUUAUAACAAUUUUACAGAUGGUUGUAUAAAUUCAUUUAUUAUUAGUCAAACAUAAAUGAUUUAUGUAUAUUUAAUUAUAUAUUUUGCCUUGCAAAACUAAAGUUUUACUCUAUAUUUUAAGAGAAAAGAACCUUUAUCUUUGUAAUGGCCCACUGAGAGGCCUGCUAGUUAUAUAAUAAUUUUUUUAAAAAGAACUGUAUUCUGGGUUGGAUUGGAAAAUCCUAGGUUUCAGUUUUAUUUGAAUAGUUGUAUCUCAUUGUUUGAAAAUUUUAUUAAUUUGCUAAAAUUGACUGAAUUGUCAUAAUAAUUUCAGCAUUGCUAUAAGUUUAUAAAUGUUUGUGUGUGUGUGUGUGUAGAUAUAUAUCGUAAUUUUUUUAUUUGGUAAAGAAGAGUUGUUCUAAUUCAACAAGUAAAAUAAAAACUGAGUUUAAUGGGUGGACAGACUGAGUGACAUUAGUAUUGUCAAUGUAUACUGGGAAGUAAUGAUUGGAACAUCCAAAUGUUUGAAUCUAAUUUGAACGAAAGUACAACAGUUGUUGUUUAAAAAUUGUUAAUUGGCAAGUACUGAGAGAAAGCCAGAAUUAUUUUAUUAUUUAAAAUAAGUUACAGGUGAAAUGUAAAGACGUGAAAUACUUAUGUAGAUGUAAUUAAGAAAAUGAUUAAGCAAACUCAGGUGUACUUUUAUGAUACAGGGUAGGUAGAGCCUAGGUGAUAGUCAUGUAUUUAUACCAGAUAAUACUUAAUAUAUUACACCAUGACCAUAUCUUGUUUAUCCAGCCAGUAUUUCAUAAAAGUCACACUUACUCUUUUAAGUGUGCAAUUAAUAAUUGUUAAACUGUUUUAUUUCCAGUAUGUAAAUACCUUAGAAAGUAAAAGAUGGGGUUAUUGUCUUGGUUAGUUUACUGAAAUUCUGUUUAGUAUAACAUUAUUGUCUAACAUUUAAAUAUUUUACCAGAAAUAUUAUUAAGUGAGCUGAGCAGGUAACAAUUUCUUCCUCUGGUUUACUGUAAUAUAAUUGUUUAAACAGUUAAAAGAUAUUUUACUAGAAAUAGUAUCAAGUGAGCUGAUCGAGUAACAACUUCAUCCGGUUUACUGUAGUAUUAUUAUUUAAACAAUUAAAAUAUAUAUUACUAAAAAUAGUAUGAAGUGAGCUGAGUAAGUAACAACUUCAUUUGGUUUACUGUAAUAUUAUUAUUUAAAAAAUUCAAAGAUAUAUUACUAAAAACAGUAUGAAGUGAGCUGAGCAGGUAACAAUUUCAUUUCAAUAUUAGUAUGGAACCUUGAUGUUUUGUAUUACAAAGAAAACUCAUGAAAAAAACAAAAACUAAGUGAUAUACUCAAUCAGUGACUUGUUUCAAUAUAAACUGAAAAAAUAUCAGUUUACAGAUCCAAAGCAAAAUAACUAUAUUGGCUUUCAAACAGUUGCAUCUUACAUAAAGUUCUAAAAAAAAAUAUCCCAAGGUGUGUAACAUUUUUGGUAAACUUUGGUAGCCAAUACAUUAUUUUGCACAAGUAAUACUUUGUAAAUCUAUUCAAAACUCAGAGACACUGCUUUAGUAGGAGUUGGUUUAGUAUGGAUAAUUUAUGUCAGUGUUGCUUGUGGGUUUCUCUUUACCUUAUUUACAAUGCCAGGUAGUUGUGGACUUGUUAGGAAAAUUUUAUAUAUAAAUAUAUUAGUAUUUGUGGCAUUGUCUUCUACUCUCUUGUAAGUUGUUACACAUUUCUUAGUCUUGAAUAAUAAUUUUGUGUACAAAAUUGACAUCUUCAAUUUAAAGUCUAAGAAAUACAUCAGUGUAUUACAUUUUACAGUUAUUGCUAAAAGUUUAUCUUGAAGAUCUAAAACUGGGUAAAUUAUCAGUAUUGAUAAUGGUUUUGGAUAAAAUAAAUACCGUUAUUCUAUUUGGGUUAGUUAAUAUCAGACUAAAUUACAGGUAUUCUAAAUCUGUGAAGCUCUAUGUAUUUGAAAAUAUUGCAGGUAUUCUGUAGUUUUAACAAACAAUUGAUCUGAAUUUAGGAUUAUUCAUUUUGGUCUGAAAUAAAGGUUGCAAAAACUAACACCUUUGUUACUAGACAUUGAGCAUAGCCUCUCUAAUUUAUAGAAUUCUCAUGAUAUGAGCUGAAACUUAGCUGUGUCUGAUUUUUUUUUUAUUUCACUCUAACAAUACUUGUAUUAUAAAUGUUAUCAUUGUAUAACUGGAACAGGAUUGAUAUUUUUUUAACUCUGGAAAUGUAUAGCUAUAGAAAGAGCAAACACAAACUUUGUAAUACAAAAGCAGUUGUUGCUUCUUUUGUGUUGUAUUGGUCAUGUAAUUUGCUUAUUACUUUAAACAAAUAUUUAUCUGGAAAAGUAAAUAUUUUCAAAGUUAAUAUUUACAAUAUAGAUGUCUUUCACGAACUCUACAAUAUAAUUGUAAAGAACUUUUCUGUAAUUGUUUUAUGGGAUGUACAUUUUUUUAGUUGUUUAAUUAACCAAAAAUGUUACUCUAACUUAAAUGUCUCUGAACUUGUAAUCAAACUUUCAAGACAUUCUCUGAAUGUGUUACAGGUUGUGGUGAAGAAAAGCAUUCAUACUUGGAAGAGAUUUACAUCCAAAACUACACUACAUUAAAUGCAGAUAAAUUUACAAAUCAAAUGUUCCUAAGGUAUUUUACAUGCUUCAAACAAGUGUGUAUUCCUUAUGUCUAAGUUGUCCAAUAGUCCUGAAUAUUUUAAAUUAGUUACACUGUUUAAGUAUUGGAAAGUAUGAUCAAAACAACUGCUUGUUUUUACAACUAACAUAAAUCACUAAUAUCUGCUUAUGAAAACAAUCCUUACAUGUGUAAAUUUAACUGGUGUAAUGAUAUUAUACAAAUUUAAAUAUUCUGUUAAUAAAAUUGGAUAUAUUCACAGUGAAGACACAAUGUCAAAUAGUCUAGGAUACAGGGGUAAUUAGAAAAAGAAAAAAUGUUGCAAUUACUUUAAAUCAGUCAGUUUAUGAUCUUCCAAAGUAAUACAAGUUGUACAGUAUUCUAAUGGAAAGAUCUUGAAUGUUAUCUCAAAUGUAGUAUGGUUGUUCUUUUGGCCUUUUUUAAACAUUAUUUUACUUGCUAGAAUAAAUAAAAGGAAAAAAAAUGUUGAAAGUGUUUCAAGACAUUUUAUUUACUUUUGCCAAGCAUGGAAGUAGUAUGCAAAUCUUUUCAUACUAUCCACUUUAAGUAAACAUUUUAAUUAGUAUUUGUGUAUCUGUAUCAGGUUAAGUUUUUAUACCUUGCAUGUAAUACUGUUUGACAAAUAUAUUUUUAUGGCUGGAAAAUGUAGUUUUUAUCUUGGUUAUAAAAAUUAUUAAUCCCUUUAAUGAUAUAUCCACUGUUUCAGAAAUGAAUGCUUAUGAGAAAGUAUUGUCCAGUUGUCACCACUGUAGAAAACUUUAUAUUUCAGGUACUGAGUAAUACAUAGUAACUAGAAGUCUAGCUUGUCUAGUGUAUGAAUGUGGCCAGUUGUAGUAUGUCGAGUUAGCCGUACAAGGGUAAUAUUUAUUUUCAACCCAAAAAUGUUUAUUUAUUUAUUUAUUUAAGAUUAAAAAAAUUAAACAUUUGUUAGAUAUCAGAAUGGUAGGAUUAUGUUUGUCUGUAUUAAGAGUUUGUGUACUCUAUCUCCUACAAAAUAAAUUUCACUACAGUUCUCUAAA
Limulus polyphemus (Atlantic horseshoe crab) is the source of this 5368-nucleotide messenger RNA. Its product is annotated as pleckstrin homology domain-containing family B member 2-like. The record is from RefSeq and is a predicted model, not a curated record. Bases 152 to 778 code for a protein of 208 amino acids. NCBI's taxonomy places the organism in Eukaryota, Metazoa, Arthropoda, Merostomata, Xiphosura, Limulidae. Gene Ontology annotation, cellular component: membrane. The transcript is spliced from 8 exons. Gene Ontology annotation, biological process: regulation of cell differentiation.